Trypanosoma cruzi is the source of this 2199-nucleotide messenger RNA. Its product is annotated as trans-sialidase, putative. The record is from RefSeq and is a predicted model, not a curated record. Lineage: Eukaryota; Euglenozoa; Kinetoplastea; Trypanosomatida; Trypanosomatidae. Gene Ontology annotation, molecular function: exo-alpha-sialidase activity. The coding region runs from base 1 to 2199 and encodes 732 amino acids. The transcript has a single exon.
AUGCUCUCACGUGUUGCUGCAGUGAAGGCACCCCGCACACACAACCGUUGCCUUAACACCGGAUCGAGCGGAAGGAGGAGGGAAGGAAGAGAGAGUGAGCAGCAGAGGCCCAACAUGUCCCGGCAUCUCUUCUGUUCUGCGGUGCCGCUCCUCCUCGUUGUGAUGUGGAUGUGCUGUGAUCCUUGUGGUCCCGCAGCCGCUGAGGACAGCAAUUCAGGGGAUGUGCGGCUGCCGCAACGGGUGGGUCUCUUUUUGCCGCAGAAGACGUCGGUGCUGCCGAAAGAGGGGGCGGGUCCGGGUGAUGUAAGGGAUGCAUUUGUCUCACCCUCUAUUGUCAGUGCUGGAGGAGUAAUUGUUGCUCUUGCUGAGGGUCGGAAGUGGCAUAGUGCUCCGCAGCAUCCAGCCGCCAAAACCCUUGCGAUUGAUAUUGUUGCGGGGUACCUCAACGCUACGGAGCCGUGGCCGUCCAUGGUCGCCUAUAUCACCUCCAGUAAGUGGAAUGCACACACCGUCUUUGACAGAGAAACCCCAAAGGAUGGGUUGGGCAUGGCGAUUCUACCCACGUCACUUUCCAAGGGCAACGAGCUGUUCCUUCUUGUGGGAAGCUCUUACUUUGUUUUUGAUGCUACUACGCAGCAUUGGGUUGAAGGUGGAGGGGACAUCCAUUUGGUUAAGGGUGAGGUCACGCCGUCCACGGAAGACGAGCCGAGUAAACGGGUCCGAUGGGGCAGACCUCAAUCGCUGUUGGGGCUGAUCACCGAACGUACCAAACAACUUGGCCUGCACCACGUUUCCGGUGCUGGUGGCUCAGGCAUUGUGCUUGAGAGGGGCUGGUUUGUGUUUCCCCUGACGGCGUUAAAAGGCGAAGAAAAAACCGUCUUUACUAUUUAUUCAGUGAAUGGCGGCAGCAGCUGGGACGUCGGCACAGGCACGCCUCCUGGGUACUGCAUGGACCCUCUUAUUGCCGAAUGGGAGGAAAAACUUCUCAUUGUUGUUUCUUGUACGGGUGGCCGCAAAGUGUUUCAGGCGGGUGACAUGUGGGACACAUGGACGGAGGCUCCCGGGGUACUGUCACGCUUGUGGACCAGCGAGCCAAACCCUCGGGGGCUAAAUUUUGCGUUGGGAGAUCUCCUCACUCUGAACUUUGGCAUAAGGAGUCUCAUGCUGUACACUCAGAAAGGGUUUCCCCAGGGGGAAGGCAAAGCCAAUGCGCUCUACCUUUGGGUCACGGAUAAUAGCCGCGCGCGUCCUGUUGGCCCAAUUUCUAUGGAUGAUGAUGGGGAGAGGACGGUUGCCAACAGACUGCUGCACUCAAAUAAUAUGCUGUACCUUCUGCAUGAGAGAAGAGAUCAAAGUACCGAUGGCAUUUUUCUUUCCCCACUGAAGGAGGAGCUCGACACAAUUAUGUCCGUCGCGAAUAGUUGGGCACUGAUGGACAUUUUCUUUUCCGGGUUGUCUAUACCCACGGAUGGGCUGGUUGCUUCUUUGUCCGAUUUAGCCACUCCUGACACGUGGAUCGACAUGUACCACUGCGUGAAUGCAACGGUGACAAAUGCCGAGAUGACCCCACAUGGCUUUAGGUUUACGGGGCCUGGGUCCAAGGCGGUCUGGCCCGUGAACAGGGGGGAAUUGAACAGGCAGUACACCUUUGUGGAUUACAACUUCUCCCUUGUGGCGACGGCGGUCAUCGAGAGGGUGCCCGCGGGCAGCGUCCCUCUGCUGGGUGUGAAAUUGGAGCAUUCUAAUCGCAGGGGGUUCAUUGGGCUGUCUUGCACCGCGGAGGGGAAGUGGGAGGUGUCGUUAGACGGCAAUACAACGAGAUCGAGCAGCAAUUGGGAGCCGGGGAGAGAAUACCAGGUGGCGAUCAUGCUGCGGGACAACAGAGGCUCCGUGUACGUGGAUGGCGUUGUGGUGGCGAGCUCCGAGACGAUGCCAACUCUUGAGACGCGGUUUAUUCAACUCUCGGAGUUCUACUUUGGGGGCGACGAAGGUGACCGAGGCAGCAGCGUGGAGGUGAAGAACGUUUUGCUGUACAAGCGCAUAUUAACUGCUGCCGAGCUAAGAACCAUACAAUGGAGUGCCUCCUCCACAAGUGGAAGUGGACCCGACACCUCGAUGCGUGGGAGUAUGCCUUGGCUGCCUUGGCUGCUGCUGCUGCUGCUGGGGCUGUGGGGCUUUGCGGCCCUUUACGGAGUGUAA